This is a messenger RNA of Sesamum indicum (sesame), 2106 nucleotides long. Lineage: Eukaryota; Viridiplantae; Streptophyta; Magnoliopsida; Lamiales; Pedaliaceae. The record is from RefSeq and is a predicted model, not a curated record.
CAACAUUUCAAAAGAUACUCCAAAACAAAACGAGUUCUUGGACAGCACUUGACAGAGAGAAACCAAUUAACCAAAACUAGUUCUUGGAUAAAACUUCAAGAAUACCGAAACCCAAUUCGAAUCCGACCAUUAAAAACGCAAAUCCCGACUUUAGAAAAGAAAAAGUAAGAUAAAUUAAGGAAAAUAAAAAGAAUCAAGAAAAAGGGUUUAGAUGAACAGUCUCGCUGGAUUGGUCCUUACGCAGAAAGCUGUAGUGCAGAUGCAAUGUGCUUUGAUUGCGUUUUUAGACCAGUAUUCGAUUUGUUCGCAAACAAAUCCACCCCAUACAGAUACUCUGCAUUUAACGAACGUCAAAUUGUCUGUAGGUGUGGGGCGAUUAGGUAUAUAUAGCUCCGCCUAAUUUCCAUUUGCUCAACCCAACCAAAACCCGGUCUUCUCUCUGUUAUACCCCAAAAGAAUGGCGGGUUUGGGUGAGAAUUCAGGGCCCAAUUCAAGCUUAUCGCCUCCCAAUUCCUAUGCCGCGGUUGUUCUUGGUGGCACCUUCGAUCGCUUACACGACGGUCAUCGCCAAUUCCUCAAGGCUGCGGCGGUGCUGGCGAGUGAUCGAGUUUUGGUUGGUGUUUGCGAUGGCCCUAUGCUCACUAAAAAACAGUAUUCUAGUUUGAUAGAGCCAAUUGAACAAAGAAUGAAAAAUGUUCAAGAUUACAUCAAGUCUGUUAAACCAGAGCUGAUUGUGCAAGUAGAACCAAUUGUAGAUCCUUAUGGUCCAUCUAUUAUUGACGACAAAUUGGAGGCUAUUGUUGUCAGUAAGGAAACGUUGCCUGGGGGACUAUCUGUUAACAGGAAGAGGGCUGAGAGAGGGCUUUCGCAACUAAAGAUUGAAGUAGUUGAUUUGGUCCCCGAAGAAUCUGGUAAGGAGAAACUGAGUUCCACUGCAUUAAGGAGACUUGAAGCAGAGAAGCUCGGAUGUGCAGAGUUCUUGAUUGAUGUUUGCUGGCGGUCUGGAGAAAUUGCAGUCAAGAUGAAUGAUCUUAUGACAAAGUCUUUUUUAAAUUAUGCUGAGUUGAAGAAGCAAGAGCAAUUUCAUAUUGAAGAAUGGAGGGACUUAGAGUUGGGGAAACUCAGCCACACGGAUGAAGACAAUCUUUCCCAAUUCUUCCAAGAAGUCGAAGUAAUCAAGAACAAUAUGCAAGAGAUCACUGAUCUCUUGAUCGAUCUUCAAAAUUUGAACGAAGAGACUAAAUCCACUUACAGCGCAAAAAUUCUUCGUGGGCUAAGGGACAGAAUGGACUCAGACAUGGUUGCUGUACUCAGAAAAGCCAAGAUCGUCAAGACAAGACUUGAAGUGCUCCAUAAAUCCAAUGUGGUCAAUCGGAGGAUAUCUUUGGCAUAUGCAGAAGGCAGUGCUGUUGACCGGACGAGGGUCUCAACUACUAAUGGGCUAAGGGCCAAGCUUAAGGACAUUAUGAAUGGCUUCCAGGCUCUGAGGGAAAAGAUAAUGACAGAUUACAAGGAGGGCCUCAGGAGGAGGUACUAUAAUGCAACGGGGGAGCACCCAAGUGAUGAGGUAAUCGAGAAGAUCAUUUCUGGAAAUGGGAAGGUUGAAAUAUUUGAGUCGAGGACAGAGACAAAUUUGGAGAACAAAGAGAGGCAUGAAGCUGUUAUGGAUAUCUGGAGGAGUUUGAAUAAGCUUCAUCAAGUGUUUCUUGAUAUGGCUGUUAUGGUGGAGACUCAAGGGGAACAGAUUGAUGAUAUCGAGCACAACGUUGCCAACGCAAGUAGCUUUAUCAGUGGUGGUACUACCAGUCUCUUCUAUGCAAAGCAGAUGAAGGAGAGCAAGAAGUGGAUAUGUUGGGUGUGGGCUGUGGUGUUUAUCAUAGUAUUAGUUUGCUUAGUUGCAAUGCUGACAAGUUAAAGACGGAUGGGAAGAUAAAGCAGACAUUCUCAACGAUCCACUCAGAUUUCCAGGAGGGCUGGAAUGUAAACUCUCUUAUAAUAAGUCUUGCCUAGUUUUAGGAGUUUUUGCUACGUUGGUUGGAACUAGUUGAUAUGCAUGGUUGUCGUUUGUCAUCAUAUUUGCACCCCCUAACGUUUUGGUUUUCAAAU